AUGGGAUGUGAGUCAUGUGAAGGGGGUGGUUGCCGUCAUUGUUGCUGCACUCAGUGCGGCGCAACUGUAGAGAGCGGUAACAUUAGGGUAUUUCGGUGCACCCAGUGCCGUUCCCCAACACAUGCAACUUGUGCCUCAUUAGAGGACCAGCCCCUGUUUCCACAGUUCUUUUGCUCUACAAUAUGCCGCUUUGGUAUUACAUUAAACCGCAAUUGUGCUUUUAAUGUCCCUCUGAGUGCUCGCUUAGAGGUAAAAUGCGAUCAACUAUGGCAAGAGAUGUCUGCAACAGAUGCGACUUCGUACUGCCGACUGCGUUGCCGAAUGUGGGCGGAAUAUUUUGAGCGGGAGAAACACCUGCUGCCAAUGGUGCCGCGACACUACGACUUCCCAAGUGAUGUGCGCUUGCGGUUGGUUGAACUCCUCUCACCGGAGGGACAGGCGGAUCUGCUCUGCACACUACACCCACUGGACCACCCCGUCGGCUCCGUAGUUGCACUUCCAGCUCAGCGCGUCUGGCAGACACCGCGGGUGCGGCCCGGCAGCAGCAGCAGUUAUGUGGCGGAGGCCGCAGAGAAAUUAUGCCACAAACCCCAAGGAGUGGUAACACCACGACAGCGCAGUGGCACACCGCGCGUCGGGCAGAAACGAGGGAGAAGCUAG
This is a messenger RNA of Trypanosoma theileri, 660 nucleotides long. RefSeq lists its product as uncharacterized. The transcript has a single exon. Bases 1 to 660 code for a protein of 219 amino acids. The record is from RefSeq and is a predicted model, not a curated record. NCBI's taxonomy places the organism in Eukaryota, Euglenozoa, Kinetoplastea, Trypanosomatida, Trypanosomatidae.